Molecule: messenger RNA, 528 nt
Organism: Mesorhabditis spiculigera
Lineage: Eukaryota; Metazoa; Nematoda; Chromadorea; Rhabditida; Rhabditidae
Source: the annotation of a GenBank genome assembly
AUGUCGAGCCGUCAAGACUACCUGAAUUUCGUGCUGGAUAGUCUGCAGGGAAAUGGCGGGCUAUCGGGUACCGCCCGGGGUGUCGCCCGUCAAACAGCUUCUGCAGCUGCCGGCACAGCUGCUGGAGGGCUGCUUGCCGGCCCCGGCGGCGCCCUGUUUGGCGGCAUCAUCGGUGGCCUUUACGGAUAUUUCACGACGGAAAGCUACUCAAGCCUCUUCUCGUUUUACAACACAUUGGCUGACGAUGACAGGCGAAAGGUUACGGAGAAGAUUCAAGGCUAUGUCGGGAGCACUUCGAUCAACGACUUCACGGGCUGGAUUACCCGUGAUGGGAAUAGGGACAUUUUGGUGACAAUGCUUAUUGAGUUGAUGCGCCAUGGGAUCUCAUCAAUGGGAUCUUCUGAUGCCCCGUCGUCCUCGGCGAGCAGCUCAUCCCGUGGCCGUCCGAGUUCAUCCAGGAACGGAGCUUCUCCCCCACCGUCCGCCCCGCCAUACGGAUUCUACGAGCCGCCGCCUCCAUAUUCCAAC